UUUUUAAUAAUAAUUCUGAAAAGCAAAUGUCUCAGACCUAUUUUAUGGCUCAAAAAAUGAAAGCUGCUAAAUCAGCAUCGCUUAUUGGAAAAAUGUUGGGUAGAAAUGGAAGACCACUCUUAGCUAGUGAUGAAGAGGAUGAAUGCCCCAUAAAAACAAAGUUAAAGGAGCUCACCAAAGUGUGAAUGAAGAAAUAUGAACAUCAUUUUUUUAAACAUUAUUCAUGAAGGAGAAGCACUAAAUCUGGCUUAGUAAAAUAUGAGAAAACUAACUUAGCCUCAAUGGUAACUAGAGCAAUCAAUGAAGUAACCUACCUCAGAUAUUUACAAAUGAGAGAGCAAUAUAAGGAUUCCGUCAGAUCUAUGAUGGUAGCAUCAACUCCUAUUCUUGGAGUCACGAAUUAUAUCGGUCAGAAAACUAUGGUAGAAACAGGAUAUAAAACUUCUGGAAUGUAUGUGUUAAAUUCUGAUAUCGACAGAAAUAUAUUUUGCGAUCGGGCUAUAAAGACCCCAUUCCUCCACAAAACAAGUGCUAUUGACAGAGUUCUAGAUUGUGAUUUCAUUGACACAGAGAACACAGACUAUACCUACAUCCGGGAUGAAGAAAGCAUAUCAGAUUGCUCAAACAUGCCUUCAAUCGGCCUAGAUUCCUCAGAAGAACCAGAAAUAAACAUGACCACUUCCCUAACUUUCAACGGGAAAGAUAUUUCAAUCUACCAGACAGAAUACCUCUACGACAGUAUAACCGCUCCAGAAUCCACCUAAACAACAAUAAUCACCCUUAAUUCUAAAUUUUCAACCAUUAAA
Moneuplotes crassus is the source of this 806-nucleotide messenger RNA. The record is from the annotation of a GenBank genome assembly. NCBI's taxonomy places the organism in Eukaryota, Ciliophora, Spirotrichea, Euplotida, Euplotidae.